AUGCAAGGAGAGAAAACAUCAAAGGCUUCACUCAAAAUUGAAGGCUGGGCCAGGAGACAGCUGCUGCCUGCAAAAUGCACUCAUGCACUAAGACUGUCCUGCCCCUCAUGCACUGCUAUAAAAGCCAUCACUGUGCCUCUCUCCCUCACACCCUUCUCCACACACCUUCUCCACACCCUCUCUUCCAGGGACCCUCCACUCCACUCCACAGCCAUGGCCUGCUAUGAUCUCUGCAGCCCCUGCGCACCCGCCCCGCUGGCCAACAGCUGCAACGAGCCCUGCGUAAGGAAGUGCCAGGACUCCACCGUCGUUAUGCAGCCUCCCGCCGUGCAGGUCACCCUGCCAGGACCCAUCCUCACCUCCUUCCCCCAGAGCACUGUGGUCGGAUCCUCCGCAUCGGCUGCCGUGGGCAGCGAACUCAGCUACCAGGGAGUGCCCGUCGCCAAUGGGGCCUUCGGCUAUGGCUAUGGCUACGGCUUGGGAGGCCUGGGCUGCUAUGGUGGCAGAGGUCUGGGCUGGUUCGGUGGUAGGAGAGGCUGCUACACCUGCUAAGGGCUCUCACCACUGCCCCUGACACCGACCAACCCUACCCUGGAAGCCACACCACGGAUUGAGGACUCACCUCCCAGCCAUGGGUGGCACGUGGAGUCACCUUCCACAUUUCCUCUCAAGGCACCAAGCAAGAAAGGAGGGAAGGGGCCAGGCUGGGUUGCCUGGAAUCAUUGCCCAUGUACCUCCUCUUCUCGCACUUUCUUCUUAACAUCUCUCCCUCUGCUAUGUCCUGUGCUCUAUGAUGCAACAACAAAUUCUCACAAGUUCAAGACCACUAGCAACAUCCAGCAUGCUGCUCCCCCUGCCGGGUAAGAAGAUCUUUGUGCUCUCGUGAGGUGUGUCUCACAGAAGGUUCUUCAGCUGAUGAUCACUCUACUUGCAUGUCAGACUGGGUCCCUUCCACUUGGCACUCCUGCCUUCUUGCUCUUUUUUUUUUUUAAUUCUCCCUCAAUAAAG
Messenger RNA from Cuculus canorus (common cuckoo), 1008 nucleotides. RefSeq names its product feather keratin-like. Gene Ontology annotation, molecular function: structural constituent of cytoskeleton. The transcript has 3 exons. Lineage: Eukaryota; Metazoa; Chordata; Aves; Cuculiformes; Cuculidae. Bases 1 to 552 code for a protein of 183 amino acids. Gene Ontology annotation, cellular component: intermediate filament. The record is from RefSeq and is a predicted model, not a curated record.